CUUACGGCCAUGCGGAUCGCGUUCGCUCGGUAUAUGAAUCGGAGAUUGCUCACUCCUGGGGCAUACAGACUAUAUCAUGCUUCUGUCCUUCCUUCCUUCAUCUCACCAUCGACCCCCGAGUUCGUAACUAAAUCUAAGGACAUGGAUGGGCUCGUGGCUGAUUUCGAGGAGAAGCUAUCCCAAGGCAGACUAGGAGGAGGCUUGAAGGCUGCAGAGAGGAUGAAGAGCAAGGGGAAGAAGCUUCCUCGAGAACGUUUGUCUCUUCUGUUAGAUCCGCAUACACCUUUCUUGGAGCUAUCACCUCUCGCUGCCCAGGACGUAUAUCCUGAGGCUGUUCCAGGCGCUGGCAUCAUCACAGGAAUAGGCAGAAUUUCUGGAAGAGAGUGCAUGGUAAUUGUCAACGACGCGACCGUUAAGGGCGGAUCUUAUUACCCUCUGACUGUUAAGAAGCAUCUACGUGCGCAGGAAAUUGCCAGGGAAAACUGCCUCCCAUGCGUCUACGUUGUCGAAUCGGGUGGCGCUGCGCUUCCACAUCAAGCCAAUGUAUUUCCAGACAAGGAACAUUUCGGUCGAAUAUUCUAUAACAUGGCACAAAUGUCUGCAUUAGGCAUACCGCAAAUCGCCAUCGUCCAUGGAAUCUCAGUAGCCGGCGGAGCGUACGUACCUGCUAUGGCAGACGAAAACAUCAUUGUUCGCGAGCAGGGCCGUAUCUUUCUCGCCGGGCCACCUUUGGUGAAAGCUGCAACAGGCGAAGAGGUUGACGAAGAGACCCUUGGAGGCGGUCAAAUGCACUCCAGCGAGAGCGGUGUGACAGACCACUUGGCGCGUGAUGACGAACAUGCUAUUGCCAUCGCCCGGGGUAUUGUAGGCGACCUUGGAAAGGCUGGCGGAAGAGAAGUAGCUCCUCCGGCACCCAUAGAAGACCCGCUUUAUCCUUCCUCUGAGCUUCAUGGGAUUGUGGGUACUGACCUCCGCCAGGCCUUCGACAUGCGAGAUGUCAUAGCCCGUAUUGUUGACGGAAGUCGAUUCCGCGAGUUCAAGAAGGAGUACGGCACCACAAUGAUAACUGGCUUCGCUCACAUCCACGGCUACCCUGUCGGUAUCGUGGCGAACAACGGCAUUCUGUUCUCCCCCUCAGCUCUCAAAGCAACGCACUUUAUUCAGCUGUGCUCACAGCGCCAGAUUCCCCUCCUGUUCCUUGUGAACGUUACGGGCUAUAUGGUCGGGUCCAAAGCUGAAAAGGGCGGCAUCGCAAAGGACGGCGCGAAGAUGGUCCGCGCAGUUGCGUGCGCUGACGUGCCAAAGCUAACUGUGAUUGUUGGGGGUAGCUUUGGUGCCGGGAAUUACGGCAUGGCCGGCCGUGCUUAUUCUCCACGCUUCUUGUGGAUGUGGCCUAAUGCGAAGGUAUCUGUCAUGGGGUCGGGGCAGCUAUCCCAAGUAAUGCAGACGGUCUCCCGUGACCCUUCGCAGCACGCAUCGCUCAAGGCAGAAAUUGAGGCUCAGUCGUCGGCACUGUACGCUACUGCACGGUUAUGGGACGAUGGGAUCAUCAAGCCCACGGAUACCCGGGAUGUUGUAGGCCUUGGGCUCGCGCUGGCGGCGCGUGAGCACACAGGGGGUCCGAGUACGACGUGGGACGGUGCCCGGAAGGGCUUUGGGGUGUAUAGAAUGUAGCUUGCACUCAUCGCUUGACUAACCUAUAAUUUGGCUC
Messenger RNA from Heterobasidion irregulare TC 32-1, 1711 nucleotides. RefSeq lists its product as uncharacterized. Gene Ontology annotation, cellular component: methylcrotonoyl-CoA carboxylase complex; mitochondrion. Gene Ontology annotation, biological process: L-leucine catabolic process. The record is from RefSeq and is a predicted model, not a curated record. The coding region runs from base 10 to 1674 and encodes 554 amino acids. The transcript is spliced from 13 exons. NCBI's taxonomy places the organism in Eukaryota, Fungi, Basidiomycota, Agaricomycetes, Russulales, Bondarzewiaceae. Gene Ontology annotation, molecular function: methylcrotonoyl-CoA carboxylase activity.